This is a messenger RNA of Pleurotus ostreatus (oyster mushroom), 617 nucleotides long. RefSeq lists its product as uncharacterized. The record is from RefSeq and is a predicted model, not a curated record. The annotation marks the transcript as partial. The transcript has 3 exons. Lineage: Eukaryota; Fungi; Basidiomycota; Agaricomycetes; Agaricales; Pleurotaceae.
AUGGGUCACCUGUUGGUUGAGGGGUUGGAUGCUAUGGCCCGCACGGUGUUGAUAGACCAGGAUAUGCACGAGGAUGUUGAGUUAGAGGCCGAAGAGAUGGCUGAAGGAGAAGAUGAUGUGGGAACAGAUGGCGGUGAUGCAAGAGAUCCAAUGGAUGAGGUAGACAAGUUGGACAGCGAUGAAUCCAAUUCUGAAUCAGAACUGGAGGAAUUCACACUCAAAUUCUCCGUAUCAGUGAAUGGGGCUCAUGAAUUCCUGCAGAUUGAUUCUGGAGCAACAUGGGGGGAAGUGCAAAAGCAGCUUGCUGAUGUGCUUGAAGUGCCUCCGAAGGCUGUUCGCGUCGCCUACCAUUUUAGCACAGAGCCUCGAAACGCACCGCACAAACAUCUGAAUAAACCAGCCCACCUUAUAGAGCUUGUGGAAUCAGCGCAGCAUGCAAUGAACACAACGAAAUCGAAGAAGGAGUUCAUCGUUGAGCUGAAGGACAUUUCCGGUGCAGUAGAUAAAGGAAAGGCAUCAAAGAGGGGAAGAAAAGGGAAACAUGUGAAGUCUAAACGGGGCAUCCACACUGAUAAUGAUCUAUCCGGUUCAGAUGCAUCAGAUGACAUCAAUAAUAG